GUUAGUUCACAGAUUUAAUUUAGUGAUAGCUAGUUCUUCAUUGGAAUAUUAAGUGCUGGCGGUGUGUUCCGAUCAAGGACGUUUGUUGCUGGGACGAGAAGUAGGAGAUUCCAGUCUUGUGUAUGUUGUCAGACAAUGGAUGGUUGCCUAGAACGUGUACCGUUUGUUUCUCUAAUUGGAUUCAUUUUGGUCGUGUGUGGUUCGGGGAUCAUGUGUGGGACGAACUUCGAAGCUCUGAAACGUAUAGACGACUUUUUCGAAAACAGGUUUUACCCAGUCGACGAACCGAAAAUGUUUCAAACAUUGGGAAUAAUUGUGUGUGUUUUAACCAUGAUCUUUGGCAUCAUAAAUGUUAUCGUAGGAGCAGUCACAACGGGUGACACGCGCUCAAAAUUCUAUCCCAACAAACAUGGCAUUUUAUGCGGUCGUCGUUCUUCACGAUUUUUGUUGGGGUUGGCCUACUUGGCUACAUUGAUUUGGCUUCUUAUUUUUGUCAUUUUGUCUAUACCGGUCUUUCUUUGGGUAAUGGUACAUAUUGUAUGUAGAGAAGAAACAGAUUAUUGGCGUAGUAUUAGUACGAAUAAAGAUGAAAGAGAUUUCACGUAUACAUUUAAUCUCACACAUUAUGGCCUUUAUCGUAGACCACUAGAUACUAGUCUAUGGAGUGAAUACGUAAAUUCGCCCAGCGCAUUUACACAUUUAUGUCAACAGACCUCCACUAUUGGACCAUUAUUUGCAAGCGCUUUAAUUGCUUGUUUCUUGGUGAUUCUUGGUUUGAACACUUUCAUUGCCUGCCUAUCUACGGCUUCUGUGAGACUGCAGUAUUUCUAUGAAAUUGAUCGUUAUCGAAAAUUAGUCAACUCGUCACCUCAAACAGAUCCUACUUGCUUAGAAGAAUAUUCUCUCCAACCUUUGCUACAACAACCUCUGUCUAUGCAGUCUGCUGGUUCGUGUAUCAAAGCAAAUACUUUACACUUCCCUCACAAUAAUUUGAAUACUAUAUCGCCUUUCAUGAAUUCCACACCAACAGGCAUAGGUCUCAUUUCUAGUCCUAACAUCUUCAAUGAGACACAGAUGUCUCAGCAGUUUUACUCUCAUAGACCCAUAAGACACUCUACUUACUCACAUCAAUCAACUAUUCUGAGUAACAAUUAUUAAUUGAGAAAUUGCAUUUGUAAACCACCUCGUUUCACGCUUUUAUUUCGAAGCAUUAAUAUAAUCAAAAGCUUUUCGUUUAAUGCCAACUUGUCAAGUAUUCACAACUAUCCGGUCUAUGUAAUGCUUUGUUUAUUCAUAUAAUAUAUUCUCAGAAUUCCACUUUUAUAAUCCUCAGGUUUGAGUUGCAUUCCAUAUAUAUUUGUCCGUUUUAUAAGCUUUGUAUAUACUUAUUUAUAUUAGAUAGCUCAAUGUUCUUUUGUUAUUUUUGCUUGAAAAACACUUUUUUAAAAACUCAUUUCCCUUUGGGACGAAUCAUGAAACCUAUGUAACAUUUCUAAUCUCAUUAAAACAACCAGCAAUAUAUUCUCAUCUUGAGGUACAUCUUUUUCUCCCGUGCACCUUUUUUAUUAGUCACAUACAAAACCACCACCAUGAACUGUUAUUUCAUCAAUACCAAAUAUGUUGAUUUACAAUAAACAUUCAUUUAUCGUCAA
Schistosoma guineensis is the source of this 1652-nucleotide messenger RNA. NCBI's taxonomy places the organism in Eukaryota, Metazoa, Platyhelminthes, Trematoda, Strigeidida, Schistosomatidae. The record is from the annotation of a GenBank genome assembly.